Cydia strobilella is the source of this 4058-nucleotide messenger RNA. It is a transcript of the gene sr, whose product is annotated as early growth response protein 3. The coding region runs from base 493 to 1632 and encodes 379 amino acids. Gene Ontology annotation, biological process: regulation of transcription by RNA polymerase II. The record is from RefSeq and is a predicted model, not a curated record. NCBI's taxonomy places the organism in Eukaryota, Metazoa, Arthropoda, Insecta, Lepidoptera, Tortricidae. The transcript has 2 exons. Gene Ontology annotation, molecular function: DNA-binding transcription factor activity, RNA polymerase II-specific; RNA polymerase II cis-regulatory region sequence-specific DNA binding.
GUGCGCCGCGCGCUUUUCGCGCGCCUCCCUUCAUCGUCGCGACGCCGCGCCAUUUCUGCGCACGUGGGCGACGACGGCUGAGCGAGGGCGCCUGGCCCGCUCGCCAUUAACGCAGCCGUCGUGAAUGAACGCCGACCUCGACCGGGUGGCUGUCCAUUGAACAGGGCUCGCAGCCGACGACCGGCCGGCGCUCCGGGGGCGGCAGCACGCCCUCACCGCGAUCACGCCUCAGUCGAGGAUGUGGCGUUGACGACGACUCUCUCUCACUGCGAAAUCUGUGUUCAUUUACCUGUAGAUUCUGACUAAGUGAUUAUCGUGCCGCAUAUUCGUAGUUUCCUAAAUGUUCUGUGAUUGCGUCAAUUUCAUUAGGACGUAGGUAGAGAUAAUAUAUUAGUGAAGUGUCGUGCGAGUUGAUGCCGGCAAGUGUCGGUGGUGAGUGAGUGCGCGCGAGUGCAUGUUGUGUUGUGAGGCAAGCGGGGAUGCGCGCGUGCGAUGCUCUCGGUGAUCGCGAUGCGUCGGCCCGAGGACGAGGAGCUGGGGCGCGGCGACGGCGACGAGUUCGUGGACAUCUCACAGAUGCAGCUGCUGGUGGAGGCGGGCCCGAGCGGGCUGCACUACGGCGGGCCCGCGCCGCCGCUGGCGCAGCCGCAGCCCUACGCGCACCCCCCGCACCCCGCGACCGUCACCUCCACUUCCUCCGUCGAUGAUCUCUUCGCGAUAUACUUCACUCCGGCGCAGCAUGGUAGCCUACCAGGCGAUGAGUUGUCACUGGGUUGCUCCCCGCGACGCCACAAGCAUGAGGCGUCGCUGUCGCCCGGCGCGCGCGCCGAGGACGCCAGCAACGCGUCCAGCGCCAGCGCCUCGCUGUACGGGCCCGCGCAGCCGCCCGCCGGCAAGCACGCGCCGUCGCCGCCGCUGCAGUGGCUGCUGCCGCCCGGCCCCGGCCCCGGCGACAAGUACUACCAGGAGUACGAGGAGCGCGUCGACCUUCUCCCGCCGCCCGAGUGCCAGCCCUCCUACUGCGCGCCCCCGCAGCCCUCCUGCCCCGGGCCGUGCGAGUACCGCGCGCCACCGCAGCACUGGGAGCAGGAGUACCAGCCCGCGCCGCAGCCCGCGCCCGGCCCCUCCGGCCUGCCCAAGCGCGAGCCCUACCCGGCACCGCCCUCCGACCGGCCCGUGCAGCUCGCCGAGUACAAUCCGUCCACGAGCAAGGGCCACGAGAUCCUGUCGCAGGUCUACCAGCAGAGCGCGCAGCCGCUGCGGCUGGUCGCGGUCAAGCCGCGCAAGUACCCCAACCGGCCGAGCAAGACGCCGGUGCACGAGCGGCCGUACGCCUGCCCCGUGGACGGCUGCGACCGACGCUUCUCGCGGUCCGACGAGCUGACGAGGCACAUCAGGAUACACACGGGCCAGAAGCCGUUCCAGUGCCGCAUCUGCAUGCGCUCGUUCAGCCGGUCGGACCACCUGACGACACACGUGCGCACGCACACGGGCGAGAAGCCCUUCGCCUGCGACGUCUGCGGGCGCAAGUUCGCGCGCUCGGACGAGAAGAAGCGGCACGCCAAGGUGCACCUGAAGCAGCGGCUGAAGCGCGAGCGCGGCGGCGCGCAUGACCACCCGCCGCACCUCUAGCAGGCGGCGCCCGGCUCCGCGUCCCCACAUUCCAGUGACAGUGAGCCCUCCACCUCCGAAUCAGUGGACAACUGAACUUUUACUUUCACGUUGAAGUUAUGAAAUAAUUUCAUCGCCUAGCCGUAAGAGUUGUCUUUAACGAAGCUUUAUUAACUCUACAUAUGUAAAUUCAUUGAAAUUUAUAUAUCUUUUUAUACAUAAUAUUUGUAAGUAAUAUGAUAGAUGAUCAGCUCGAUGUAUUUAUUUUUAAUUUAGAUAGGCUAAUUGAAUGAAAUCGACUGGGAACAAGGUACGAAGCGAUGUGGCCUAAAGUGUCCUAGUAGCGCUUCUCGCGACCGAUGGGUACUCGGACUCGCCCGGGCGAGGCUGGAACAUAUCUUCUGUAGGUCUGCCGACAAGUUUGUAGCUUAACUGAACUUGUCUCUUACAGUGCAUGCUAGUCGAUGCACGCGUCAAAACUAUACCAUGAGAAAGUGAUACGUAAUGAGCCUAUCCACAGGUACGACCAAGGUUAGAAAAAGUUUACCUACUAGCCUCACACAAAUAUUAUAAAAUUGACAAAAUUCCAUUACAGGUGUAAAUUGUCCUACGUUUAAGAUAGGAGUAAUGUUAUGUGUCAAAGAAAUGAGGUGGUGAACCUUCUCUGACCGCGACUACCUAACUUAAGUAUUGUAUGUUUAAUAUUCUUGUACUUGACGAAACUAACGUGAAACUGUGCCAUUAAUUUAACUUUACAACGUGCCACUGCACUUAUUGUUUAAUACUAAGUGUAACACGACUGCUGAAUACGUGAUAAAUAUUAUUUUAUUUUAUAUUUUCUAGUCGAAGAUAUGGGCAUGAUAAUGUCGUCUACAAUAUCUUACGCUGUUUUUUACAUAUGUAUAUUUGGUACCUUUUUCUAUUUCUCGCGGUGCAUUAGAGAGCUGCUGUCGAGUCUUCUCUUGCUCAAAGAUUUGUUUAACAACAUUUUGCUCAAUCCGCUUCUUCUGUAGGUAACAGACCUUCUCACUAACCACCCUAAUAACUAUUCUUUCUUCUGCACUUCACCUGUUCAAUCUCGCUAUAUUGUUUUACGAAUUUCGCUAAAUAUUUCGGGUUAUCUUCAGUGUUUUCCCAGUGGCAUAUAUGUUUUUAAUGUUCGUAUUAUAGACUAAUCUAGUGAAGAGGGUAAUGUUAGCGUUAAAAUUAUGAUCUCUUAAUCAAUAUUAAUUAAUUUCAAAUACAGCGAGUGCUCCUUAUUUAUAAUACUCAUAGGUUUUUGUAUAAGUAGUUAACAUAACGUGUAGAUAGGUUAUUUGUACAAUGUAGGCUUCAGUAACUGUGAUUAUGUUGAUUGUUACGAACAGUUUCUUCCGUGCAAUGUGACAUCUGCAGUUCGUUUCUCGAGUCAUAGCUGUAACUGCAUUAUUAGAUUUCAUUUAUAGUACAAAAUUAAGCACAAAUAGCUUUUAGAAAUCGUAUAACGUGAGAACGAGAGUUUAUGAAAUUGCCUUCAAUACCAUAUACCUACUGUUAAAAAUCACUAGUUAUUAUUAUAAAGUUAUAAUUGUUGUGUUAGCCAUGGCGCGUCUAUUAGACUAAAAAGAACAUAAAUCAAGGUAGUGCAAUUAUACCUACUGAAGAACUGACAAUAAUAUUACUAAUUCUUGAGCCUAAACAGUUUUGAAAAGCGAGUAAAUUAAAUUUUCACGCAAAAGAAAAGAUAGUUCCGAAUUGCCAAGUAGUCCAUUGUCGAGCGGGCAGCCGCGCCCGCGCCCCUACGACCGCAGACGCGAGCGGUGAUGAAAUGAUAUACAAGAGAGGUGUUCGAGUUAUAUCUAACGUUUUUACUGUUGUAGGCGAGACGACGUCUCCGAUAGAGAAGGCUAGAGUAGAUAGGUUUUAAUAAAGUGUAAUCUGUUAGUGAAAUGAGUGACAAUUGAAACGGAGAAGACUAAAUUCUUACACGUUUUACGUAAUGUUGCAUCGCGUUAAAGUUAUUCAUAUACGGUGUAUGUAUGAAAUAAGACAUGUGACCCAGUGACAUAACGCGCACUCGGAGCACCGGUUACGACUACGUCCUAAUACAUGCCUACACGUUGCUAUUACUAGCUGCCGAACCGACUCUAAGAGAAUUAUGACUACAUUGUGGUGUUCAUUCAAUAGUGAAUGAGAACGAAUUCUUUACGAAUUUUGUGUACCUAUGUUUAUAAUUUAAGCUAUCUUAUAUAUAUAUAUAUUUCACCGGUGUGAAAGUUGUUGAUGUUCUAAGAUAGUUUUAAGUAUGUAGGUAUUGUUAAAUCUCACUAAUUUUUACUAAAUUCUAUUUAAUAUAUUUGUAAAUACACUGACUAAAUUUGGAUUUAAUGUGUAUAUAAGAGAAAAAGAAAUUUUUUAUUUAAUAUGAAUUCACCUAAGGUGAUAAAAUACAAAUUGUUGAAAACUUG